AUGAGUGCGGCGCGCCAGACAGCGCAUCCCCAUCCCGCGAAGCGGGCAAAAAUGGGCGAGCGGACCAUGCUGGCUUGCACAAAUUGCAAGCAGCGCAAAUUAAAGUGCGAUGGGCAAAGCCCCAAAUGUAGUAACUGCACCAAAAGUGACCGAGACUGCCUAGUCGAAGACCCCGCCACGGGCUUGCACCGCCCGCGUGAUUAUGUGCAAUCUCUCGAAGCGCGAGUGGCCUAUUUGGAGGGUCUCUUGCAAGAAUCACGGCCUGAGGUCGCUAUUGAUCACUUUGCGGGCCUCGGCCUCUCUCAACAAGCCAGACAGGCCAAUAGAGGAGCUUUGGAUUCUACUGGCGCUGCUAAUGUUGCUCCUGGCGCGGCCAAUACUGCUACUGCUACAACUAGCCAACUGCAGCAGGCCUCAGGAGACACACCUAAUAGUGAUCUUAGUGAUGUGCGGUCGACGGAACCCCACGAAAGCGACCUUCUCAGCAAUGAGGUAGCACUUCUCUGUCUCGGCGCUGCCGGACGGGAACCGCAGUACUUUGGACCUUCAUCUGCUGUCCACUUCUCGCGCAUUGUCGGAAGUACUCUGCGUUUGCCACGUCGCGGAGGAACGGGCUCACAUUACAGUAAUGCGAGCGACUCGGCCACCCGCCGCACCGCUCGCUACCUGGGGUUCCCUGACACUGCCACGAUGGCCAAGCUCUCUGAGGCCUACUUUAGCAACAUUCACCCGCAGUAUCCCUUCCUGCAUCAACCGACUUUUAGGGCUAUGGAACAGGAAUGCUUAGAAGCUAGCUUGCGCAAUAAUAUCAAUGCGGCCAGUGAAUCUUCGCUCUUCUUCGUGCUUAUGGUUUACGCAAUUGGCUCUCUGGCACUUGGGCACAGCGAAGUCGACGCUGCAGAGGGAUAUUACGCCAUGGCACUUAAUUAUAUUGCACACCUCCUUGACAUGGAUAAUUUACUGUCCAUACAAGCAAUGCUUUGUUGUGCAGUAUAUUCUGUUCGGUCUCAGGCUGGGGUCAGUCUAUGGAAAAUAUCCGGGAUGGCCAUGCGACAUUGUGUCGAGUUAGGCUACCAUCGCAGCACCGAGAGAUAUCGCAACUCGGUAGAUACACUGACCAAGGAGAUUUCCAAGCGCUGUUUCUGGGUUGCCUAUGACAUUGAUCUUGUCGCAUCAUUUAUUCUUGGUCGUCCAGCAGGCAUAUCGGAUAGUGCCAUUGACGUUGAGUUACCUCUGGAUAUAGACGAUGAAUAUAUAACACGCGACGGCUUGCUCUGCCCCCCGAGACAGAACACUUCCGACCCACCAACUCAACUUACGGGUGCUCUCCAUUCCAUCAAGCUUCGACAACUGUGGUCUAAGUUUCGCAACAAUCUAUUCUCCACCAACUCCCAUCAGGAGAAUGACAGCUCCAGAAAUCCGAACAGAAUUCCGGUCGAGGUUUUGCGUCAGGAAUUGGAAGAGUGGCGUGCCAUAUCUCCAGAUAAACUGGAAAACAUUCACCUUCGCCCGCUAUCGGUGUUUGCCUCAGACGACUGGUUUGGGCUGGCCUACCACUACUCUAUUUUACUUCUCUAUCGUCACUACAUCAUCGACAGCCCCGAACCCGCUGCCCAGGGGUCGGACCCUUUGGCCCAGGAAGACAACGAACCCGACGCUCGUGACCGCGCCUUCGAGAUCUGCGCGACACAUGCGCGACAAAUGUGCCUUGGGUACCGACGGCUGUACCAGUCGCAACGGUCACAGAUCCAGUUCACAUGGGGUAGUUUGCAUAUCCUGUUCUUGGGCGGGCUGACAUACCUCUACUGCCUAUGGAAGUCCCCUUACAUCCGCAAGCGCACGCGACAGAGCGCCGUCAUCAACACAUGCAUGGCGUGCACAACGGUCCUCAUCAUAAUCGCCGAGCGCUGGAACGAGGCAUGCUCGUACCGUGAUAUCUUCGAGCUACUAUCUGAGAGCACCAUCACCAUGAUCUGUGGCAAUGGCGGUGAUGCAGUAAGUGGCGAGAGCGUAGAGCUGGCGACGCUGACGACUCUGAUGGGUGGCGGCGAUACCAGCACCGGGACGCAUCCAUCUGGUGGUGGCCUAGUUGGGAAUGCAAGUGGCGGUGGAAACAUGUACGAUGCCUCUACAGCUACUGAUGGGUGUGGAGCCACAGAACAGAUCGGAGGACCCGAUAUGCCUCUACAGGACUGGAUAAUGGCAUUGGACCAUGUUACUGCGUCAGGAGAUUCACAAUGGUUGGCUCAGGAACUACUUCAGGGGAUCAGAGAUUUCGAAGCGGAAACGAACAUUAAUUCGCUGAAUUGA
Messenger RNA from Talaromyces marneffei, 2310 nucleotides. RefSeq lists its product as uncharacterized. The coding region runs from base 1 to 2310 and encodes 769 amino acids. The record is from RefSeq and is a predicted model, not a curated record. Gene Ontology annotation, molecular function: DNA-binding transcription factor activity, RNA polymerase II-specific; zinc ion binding; sequence-specific DNA binding. The transcript is spliced from 7 exons. NCBI's taxonomy places the organism in Eukaryota, Fungi, Ascomycota, Eurotiomycetes, Eurotiales, Trichocomaceae. Gene Ontology annotation, biological process: DNA-templated transcription; positive regulation of transcription by RNA polymerase II.